Molecule: messenger RNA, 1232 nt
Organism: Musa acuminata subsp. malaccensis (wild Malaysian banana)
Lineage: Eukaryota; Viridiplantae; Streptophyta; Magnoliopsida; Zingiberales; Musaceae
Source: RefSeq, a predicted model, not a curated record
GAGAGAAAGAGAGAGAGAGCAUACAUUAUUAAAACUGAACCAUCACUACCAACACUUGGAACGGAACAACUUCGGGAAUGGCUUCUUCCCAAGCAACGAGGCCGGCCUGGACCGAGCUGCCACCGGAGCUCAUCAAGAUGGUCUCCGACAAGAUGAUCGACAUCUCCGAUUACGUCCGCCUUCGUGCCGUCUGCAAGUCGUGGCGGUCUGCGGCGCCGCCAUCGAGCUUCGCUCAACGCAUACCGUGGCUGCUGCUUCCUUACAACCCCGACAGUGGCGCUCGCUCGUUCUUCAGCCUCUCCACCCACCAAAUCUACAGCCUCAGCUCGCUGCAACUCCGAGGACGAGUCACCUACGGGUCUUCCCAUGGUUGGCUCCUCACGAUGGACCGAUCCUUCUCCGUCUCCCUCCUCAACCCGGUCACCAACGCCUUCGUCCGCCUCCCUGCCAUAACUCGCCUCCCCGACUUCACCACCUUCCACUUCGAACGCCACGAGGACGGCGAGUACAUCUACCGCAGGCACGUCGGCGUCAGCGGGAAGGUCAACUACGACAUGAUACAGCACAUACUGCUCUGCUCCGCCUUCGCUGCGCCGGGCGAAGGCGCCGGCGACUGCAUCGUGACCGUCACCAGCUACUUGUCGCCGCGGUUCCUGUGCUGCAGGUGGGCGGACGAGGCGUGGACGUUGGUCGACUCCACGUUGACCUGCGGCAUCGACUCCCUAACCAUGUACCGUGACAAGCUGUACCUCGUCGGGAUCGAUGGGAGCGUGGUGGUCUGCGCCAUGGACCCUCGGCUGCGGGCUGAGCUCGUCCCCUCGCUGCGGGUGCCCGGGGACUUCCAUUACUGCUCCUUCGGAGUGGUGGGAGGGGAGCUGCUGCUGGUGACGAACUGCAUGCGGCGGGUGGAGGAGGGCGGUGGGAUUGGGGAGAAGGCGAGCAUGGAUUUCUUCAAGCUGGACUCGGAUGGGCGGAGGAUGAGGUGGGCGAAGCUGGAGGACGACGGCGAGUGCCCGCUGUUGCUGACGGAAAACCAGGUUGCGUCGGCCGCGAUCGAGUGCGAGGGAAGGUACGCUUGCUUUCGUGCAGUUCGCGGCGAGGUGGACGAGCUGCAUCACAGGACGGAGGUGGUGCAGAUGGAGGAAGGGAGAUGCAGGUUGUUGCCUUGCCACUGGGUGACGACGACGGACGCGUUGGGACCGGCUUGGUUUACACCAACUCUAAGUUAGAGA